AUGUCAAGAAGAAAAGUUAAGAUUGAAAAUGAUACUCAAAGAAGAGCCACAUAUAAGAAGAGACAAAAAGUAGCCUUUAAAAAGGGUCAAGAACUUAGUAUUCUUUGUGAUUGUGAAGUAGCUAGCGUCAGAUAUAGUGAGUACCACACAGAACCUGUGGUAUAUCCAAAUUAUCAAGCUGCACUAGACACUUAUAAUAAGUUUAAGGCACUUUCAUCAUCCGCUCAGUCAAAACACAUGAUGACGACAGAAGAGUUUAUUAAGAAAAUUAUAGAUAAGAAGAAAGACCAAUUAUACAAGUUACAGAGAGAAAACGAUCUCAAAGAAAAGACCAAUAUGAUGCAUGAAGUGGCAAGAGGAAAAAAUAUUUCCAAGGACAUAAAUGGUAAUGAUCUUAAUGAUCUAAUGUAUGCCAUGAAAAGAAACUUGGAAAUGUUUCGCAAGUUGAAAAUUAAAGUUGAUGAAGAGGGUUCCACUUUGUAUGCCUCUCAACCAAUUUCUAGUGAUUCUCCAGUAUCGACUGUUCCUUUAGCUUCUCCAUCGAUAGUUUCUAGUGGAACCAACCGCGAGGGUCCAAGAUCUCCUCAAUGGUCCCUGAAGUGGCUCAAAUAA
Molecule: messenger RNA, 612 nt
Organism: Solanum lycopersicum (tomato)
Lineage: Eukaryota; Viridiplantae; Streptophyta; Magnoliopsida; Solanales; Solanaceae
Product: agamous-like MADS-box protein AGL80
Biological process (GO): regulation of transcription by RNA polymerase II
Molecular function (GO): protein dimerization activity; DNA-binding transcription factor activity, RNA polymerase II-specific; RNA polymerase II cis-regulatory region sequence-specific DNA binding
Source: RefSeq, a predicted model, not a curated record